Messenger RNA from Dicentrarchus labrax (European seabass), 6155 nucleotides. RefSeq names its product ATP/GTP binding carboxypeptidase 1 (gene agtpbp1). Gene Ontology annotation, biological process: C-terminal protein deglutamylation; proteolysis; protein side chain deglutamylation. Gene Ontology annotation, molecular function: zinc ion binding; metallocarboxypeptidase activity. The record is from RefSeq and is a predicted model, not a curated record. The transcript is spliced from 26 exons. NCBI's taxonomy places the organism in Eukaryota, Metazoa, Chordata, Actinopteri, Moronidae. The coding region runs from base 147 to 3905 and encodes 1252 amino acids.
GGUCUCAUCACAACAUCAUCGGGGCGUUUCAGGCAACGCUCAGACACACAGCAGCAGUUCCUCCUCUUAUCUUGGAAUUGGUCCUCUCUGAAGGGGACAACAGCUCCUUUCCGUACAGAUGACAUGAAAUGUUGAUGUGGUAAAAAAUGAACAAACCCAAAAUGGCCACAGAGAAAGGUGUUCCCAGUACCUCCAGGGUCCUGAUGCUCCUGGGCCAGCUGGAGAGGAUGAAUGGAGAGGCCAUGGUGAGGGAUGUCGAAAUGGCAAGACAGGUCACUGCAAAGAUACUUCAUCUCAUACAGACGCAGGAGAAGAGUGGAAAAGAGGUGAUGUCCAAAGGCUCCAGUGGCAUGGAGGUCAUCCUGGCUUCACUGGAGAACACCCGGGAUGUCCAGACCACUCUGAACAUUUUGUACAUUCUCAGUGAGCUGCUGACUGUGGGCAGAGGUCGUAGGGUGGGAGUAUUUGUGUCUAAAGGAGGAACGGGGAUAUUGUUCCAGAUUUUGAUCACUGCCAGUAAAGAGUUGCCUCCGAGUGAGGAACUCAUGCUGCAACUUCACUCACUGCUGGCCAAGGUUGGCCCAAAAGACAGAAAGUUUGGGGUGAAGGCACGUUUGAGCGGAGCUCUGAACGUCACCGUCAACUUAAUGAAACAGAACAUACAGAACAUCAAACUGCUUCUGCCCUGUCUGCAGGUGCUCAGAGUUUACUCUACCAACUCGGUGAAUGCUAUUUCUUUGGGAAAGAACGGAGUGGUGGAACUCAUGUUCAAGAUCGUUGCGCCGUACAGCAAAAAGAACACCAGCCUGCUCAAGGUAGCUCUGGACGCACUGGGAGCACUGCUCAAAUCCAAAACUAAUGCCCGCCGUGCAGUGGAUGGUGGACAUGUGCCUAUCUUGCUAGCUGUCUACCUGGACUGGCACCGCAAUGACACGCGUCAUCGCCACAUGCUGAUUCGCAAAGGGCUGCUCGUCUGCCUCAGGAACAUCACCAACAUCAAGCUUGGCCGGAAAGCAUUUGUAGAGGCUGAUGGCAUGAGGGUCCUCUACAACUCAUCCACUGAGUGUCUCCCAGUCCGGACUCUGGAUCCUCUGAUCAACACUUCCAGUCUCAUCAUGAGGAAGUGUUUUCCUAAGAACCGUCUGCCUCUGCCCACCAUCAAAUCGGCCUUCCACUAUCAGCUGCCACAUGUCCCCGCUGUAGGGCCUGUGGCACAGCUGUACAGCCAGCCACCUGGGGUGGAUGACGUUGUGGACGAAAGUGACGAUAACGAGGAGACAGACGCAGACACAGAGAACGAUACUGAGAACGAAGAGGAUGAGAAGGAUCAGCGCUCUGCGAAUGACGACAUAGAGACGGACCUAAACAAGCUACAUCCCAAAAAGAACCCUGGACGUCCUUUUGAGGAGUUGAGAGUCUAUGAGAGGUUCUUCUUGGAGCUUUCUGAAGACUUCCAGGGUUAUAACUUUGAAUGCUCAAAGAGUGCCUCUACCACAUCUUCAUCGUCAUCCUUCUCCUUAUCAUCAGCCUCAAGUCAAUCCACUCGGCCAAUCAUAGUGCCCACAGCUCAAGCCCUGUCCCCAAAGCACGUCUCCGUACCGAGCUCUCAGGAGGAUUGCAACCCCACCAAAGGAAAACACACGCUGCCGUCUCCUUCUGCGACCACUCCUACUCCUCCUGCUCCCCUAACGCCUCUAGAACUGGACACCAUCCACCUCACCAAGGACCAAGACAAAAAAGAGGAGGGCCACAUUCCUUCCCCCGACACACGUACAACAUUGUCCUCGCUCACCAGGCCUCCUUCUCAAGGGCAGAUGAUACAACAGGAAUUAGCACAUGUGCUGGAGUGUGUCUCUCUAGAAGAGGAGGGGGUCCUAAAGGCAGAGGAAGCAGGAGGAAGGGGAGUAAAACAAGAAGAAGGAUCCCCAGUCAAUGCCACAAGACACAUACAGUCCCCCCUGCUCUUGGGGGGUAUCGCUACGCGUCGUGUGGGUGGAGGAGGCAGUAACUGGGGUUCGGAUUGUGGCUCAGAGGGCACGGAGGAUGAGGGAGGGGAAGGAGCAGUUCUGGAGGUGCCAGACACGGCUCUGCUCCUACCGAUGCAUGACCCUGACCUUUACGUGGAGAUGGUGAAGGGAACAAACUCUGUACCCCAGUACGCUGAAGUGGCUUACCCCGACUACUUUGGCCAUGUAGCCCCAACAUUUAGGGAACCUCUUGUGGAGAGAGUUUAUGGCGUCCAGAGGUCUAAGAUAUUCCAGGACAUUGAGAGGUUGAUUCAUCCUAAUGAUAUCCUGGAUAAAGUAGUUUACGAUCUCGACAUCCCCAGUUGUCCUGUAAUUGAAGACAGUGGCGAAUCCCUGAAGUUUAACUCUCAGUUUGAGUCUGGCAACCUCAGGAAGGCAGUUCAAGUUAGGAAAUAUGAGUAUGACCUUGUGCUGAAUUCAGACAUCAACAGUAAUCACUACCACCAGUGGUUCUACUUUGAGGUGAGCGGCAUGCGUGUUGGAAGUACCUACCGCUUCAACAUCAUCAACUGUGAGAAGUCAAACAGCCAGUUCAACUACGGCAUGCAGGUGCUCAUGUACUCUGUGCAAGAGGCGAUCAGUGGCAGGCCUCGCUGGGUCAGAACAGGAACAGACAUCUGUUACUACAAGAAUCAUUUCGCGAGGAGUUCCAUCGCAGCUGGUGGUCAGAAAGGAAAAUCCUAUUAUACAAUGACUUUCAGCACAAACUUCAGCCACAAGGAUGAUGUCUGCUACUUUGCCUAUCAUUACCCUUAUACAUACUCCACUCUGAAGAUGCACCUGUCCAAACUGGAGGCUUUGAGGACCCCUCAGAUCUACCUGAGACAGGAUGUCCUGUGUGAAACCCUGGGGGGAAAUGGCUGCCCCCUUCUCACCAUCACUGCCAUGCCGGAGUCCAACUCCAAUGAUCACAUCUGUCAGUUUAGGAAUCGUCCAUUGAUCUUCCUGUCGGCCAGAGUGCACCCUGGAGAGACCAACGCCAGCUGGGUAAUGAAGGGCACGCUGGAGUUUCUGAUGGGCACCAGCCCGCUAGCAGCCAGCCUGAGAGAGGCCUACAUCUUCAAGAUAGUCCCCAUGCUCAACCCUGAUGGAGUUAUAAAUGGAAAUCAUCGUUGUUCUCUGAGUGGAGAGGAUUUGAAUCGCCAGUGGCAGAACCCCAAUCCUGAGCUCCACCCCACCAUCUACCACACUAAGAGCCUGCUGCAGUACCUUGCACACAUACAGAGGGCACCACUGGUGUUUUGUGACUACCACGGCCAUUCCCGGAAGAAAAAUGUGUUCAUGUACGGUUGCAGCGUGAAGGAGACAGUCUGGCAGUCCAAUAUCAGCGCUACGUCCAGUGACUUACAAGAGGACCUUGGAUACAGGGCACUUCCUAAGAUCUUGUCCCAGAUUGCCCCAGCCUUCAGCAUGGCAAGCUGUAGUUUUGUUGUGGAGCGCUCCAAAGAGUCAACCGCCCGCGUUGUUGUAUGGAGAGAGAUUGGAGUGCAACGCAGCUACACCAUGGAGAGCACGCUCUGUGGUUGUGACCAGGGCAAAUAUAAAGGUCUUCAGAUCGGUACCAGAGAGCUGGAGGAGAUGGGAGCUCAGUUCUGCGUGGCCCUGCUGAGGCUGAAGAGGCUGACGGGGCUCCGCAACCACCAACACCUGCUGGAUUUGGAGAGCGAUAUCAUCGGGACACAGUCUAAAGUGGUCAGCAGCAGCCCCACCACCUAUGUGAUGGAAGAGGACGAGCCGUCCUUUCUGGAGGCGAUAGACUACAGCGCGGAGAGCAACGAUGAGGACGCUGAGCCUGAAAACGAGCACGGCAUCGAAGUCCAUGAGAAUCCCGAGCACCACGAUCACCUGUCGGACUCCGAGACAAAUCACAGGGACUAACGCUGAGGUCUUUAUCUCCAAUAUACCUGACAGUCUGAGCUUAAAACCAGCCAUUGCUUGGAUUGUUAACUGAUUAAAUUAAAGAUUUCACAGGUAAAAUAGUCAGAACCCACCAUUUUCACCUUGACUGGUGAAUAAAUAUCUUAGAUUUACACCUGACCUUAUUAUCUAGACACUUAAUCAUGGUACGUAGGCUACAUUGGCACCAUUCAGGUGCUGCGUUGAUCGUGAAGGUGCGUACACUACCUGCCUUUCACUGCAGACAGGAUGCAUUACAGUGAAUGUUUUCACCUUCCACCGUCAUACUAUAACCUUCAUGAACCGUAACCCCUGACCUCAGACACCAUAUAGCCUCUGAGAUUCGCAUAUAGCUAGCCAGAGCAGCAAACAGCAGGCACCGCCGAUCCUUAACUUGAACCCUUGUCCACUCGCUCAUUUUUCACAGCCGAUCUUACACUGAAGCUACCUGACAAGGCUGUGGUAGUGUAAUAGAGCCAGUGGCUUCUCUAGGUACUGUUUUUGAAACCCCUCUCACCUAUGACCCUGUGUUUUGAAUGAAACACUCCUGGUGAUUGUGGUGAAACUGGAUCUCCCCCACUGACCAGCUUAAAGAUCCAACCGACCUGCCUUCUUAUUUCCCUUCUUCCUUUCUAUAGUCUCACCCUGCACUUUAACUUUUUACUUCUUCCUUUUGUCAGUUUCCUUUCCUCGCUUGUCUCCCGUCCUCCGUUCUUUUUUUUCUCUUCUGACAAGCCAAGGUGUCUACAUGGGAUGCACGGAUGAUCAAACAGCUAUGCAUAUCAUAACUUAGCUGCAGGUUGUCUCACGUAGAAAGCGUCUCAUGUAGAAAAAAAAACCUACUCAAAUGUAGCUACACUUGAGUUGUGACCUCACUUCCUCUUUCCCCCCACCCCCCUUCGGCCACAGUGCAUGUGGUCCGAUCGUCCAUGUGCUGUUUGCCUUGCUUUAUCCAAAUCUGUAACUAUAUCAUUCAAAUGUAGAAUGUUCACGUCUUUAUCAAGACAAACCUUGUACAAUACAAAUACAAACGCAAAUAUAAUCACACACCACAAACUAACUAACACAGGUUUGCGUUGAGUUUCUUGGUCAGCAGUAAAAACGUGAAGAUGGAAUGUAAAAUAUCCACAUGCACUGUUGGUGAUUUCAUUGUUUUUAACAAUAGACAGUAUUAUAGUGUUAGACAAAGCAGUAAUGAACAAGACGCAUGAGCUGCAGAGAGCAGAAAAAACUUUUUUUUCACUUUGGAUAUACUCGCAAAACAAAGAGUGAAACAUCACUUUACAACAUGUCACUGUUUGAAAAGCUCAACUUCAGUCACCUCAUUAGUUUGAAGUUCUCAGAGUUCAGCCCCAAAGCUGGUGAUAAUGUCGCUGUGAUGUUUUAGAAAAUUAUACUGGAAUUUUGUUUCCUUUUUAUUCUCUCCUCCAAUCUGUGUGUACAUUUCACGGAUUUGCUUAGGAGAGACCCAUGCAUAACAGAUGGUGCUUUGUGUUGAGAGAAUAAAGUAGUUUGUUGCAUUAUUUGUUUGUUUAUGGAGAUGAGGUACAUUUCUGUUGCAUUUGUACAGCUAGCGCAUGGCUAUUUUCUGUUUUUAUUUUGUAAUUUAUUAAGUAUUGUUUCUGGGAACCUGUAUGUAUGUAUAUGAGGCAUUUUGAGUGUGUGUGCGUGUGCGCAGGAGUUUAAGUUAUUCCAUUAUUUAGAUCAACUGAUACUCUUACAGUGUAUUUUUUCUUUCAAUUUGAUUACCCCCUCUCACUCUCCUCCUUCCCUUUAACUUCCUUCAUUCCCUCAUUUCCCAUCUUUCUCUUGGUUAUUUUCGUUCAAAUGUUACUCAUGGACAUCUUAAAAACCCAGGGAGGUCCUUGUUCUCUCUGUGUGUGUGUGUGUGUGUGUGUGUGUGUGUGUGUGUGUGUGUGUGUGUGUGUGUGUGUGUGUGUGUGUGUGUGUGUGUGUGUGUGUGUGUGUGUGUGUGUGUGUGUGUGUGUGUGUGUGUGUGUGUGUGUGAGAGAGUGUGCAUGAUGUGACAUAAAGUCGGUACCCUCUGAGAACUGUGUGCUGUUAUAUGUGUUUGUCGUUAGCAGUUUAUGUCGACACGAUGCUGGGCUACUUUUGCUUUAUUUGUUUGUUGGGAGGUAAACAAGCAGAAAGAGCAACUCAUUUUAAGUUGAUUGUAACACAGAAAACUGAAGCUAAGAGUGAACAUGGACAAUAAAAUGUGAAUGUGGUAAA